Messenger RNA from Tricharina praecox, 4494 nucleotides. RefSeq names its product P-loop containing nucleoside triphosphate hydrolase protein. The transcript is spliced from 10 exons. Gene Ontology annotation, biological process: nucleosome organization; regulation of transcription by RNA polymerase II. The coding region runs from base 1 to 4494 and encodes 1497 amino acids. Lineage: Eukaryota; Fungi; Ascomycota; Pezizomycetes; Pezizales; Pyronemataceae. Gene Ontology annotation, molecular function: ATP-dependent chromatin remodeler activity; histone binding; ATP hydrolysis activity. The record is from RefSeq and is a predicted model, not a curated record. Gene Ontology annotation, cellular component: nucleus; chromatin.
AUGGCUACCGAUCUUGCAGACCCUUCUAGCUCAUCAGAAGAGGAGGACGACGUGGACGUAUCGGAUGUAGAACCACCAGACGACGUCGACGAGUCCGCGUCGACCGUCGAAUCGAAACACGAAGAGGAGGAGGAUGACGAUGAACCUGAUGUAGAAAGCUCAUCGGAGGAGGACGAUGUCGGAUCCGAUGAUGGCGACUUCGAAGAAGACGAAGAUGUACAAGAAGAGGAGGUCGAAGAGCAGUCUAGCGAUGCUGAAUCUGAAAAGGCAUCUCUUCAGAGACCCUCGAAGGAGAAGGCUGCGAACGAGUAUUAUGAGAACCCAGACUUAUACGGCCUACGACGGAGUGAACGCGCACGAAAUACUCGAACACUGGUUGACAGCAGCGGGGACUCGGAAAACAAUGACGACGACGAUGAUGAGGACGAAGACGACUCGGAGCCGAAGAGCAGUCGACAGAAGACAAAACGAAAGAAGGCCCCUACAAGAUCCGCAAAAUCAUCCAAACUGCCGUCUCCUGUUCAUUACGUCUCAUCUGAAGAUGAAGACAGUGACGAAUAUGGCACGAAGAAGAGACCGAAGGCUAUGAGGAAACGACGAAAGAUCGCAGUGGAAAGUGUUUCGCAGGCCACAGAAAUCCGAUUCUCCACAAGACGUGCGGCCGCGGCGGUUGCCAACUACAACGAGGAUGAUGAUGAUGAAUUCGAAGAAGAGUAUGCGGAGGAGGACAACGGGGAAGACCAAUACCAGGUGGAAGAAGUUCCUAAUGGCAUUGACCUUGUCAUUGGACACCGCAUCAGAGAGGGCUUCGAUGACACGAUACCGACUGCCGACAAAGAUAGACUGGAGUUCCAGAUCAAAUGGCAAGGCGAAUCCCACUAUCAUGCCACAUGGGAACCUAUGGACAACCUUGUAGGUCAGAAGGGAUACCGAAAACUUGAGAACUAUAUGCGAAAGGUUGUUCUCGCGGAUUAUUGGAUUCGGACGAACCCAUCUACGACACCCGAAGAGAUCGAACAAUUGAACCUCAAGCAGGAGCGACGGAGGGAAGAGAAUGCUGCAUUUCACAUCGUGGAGAGGGUCAUCGCCCAUCGUGACUUAGAUACCGGAAGGCAGUAUAUGGUUAAAUGGAAACGAUUGACCUACGAGGCCUGCACCUGGGAGGAAGGUGAUCUCAUAAUUGCGUUGGCACCUGAACAGGUGGACAAAUACUGGAAUCGAUCCAAGACUGUGCAAGUCUCCAAGCAGUCGGAAUCGAACGUGGCUACCAGACGAAGCUAUAAGAAGCUAGAGGCACAGCCCUCGUAUAUCAAGAACGGCGAAUUGCGGGAUUUCCAGAUGAAGGGCUUGAACUGGCUUGCCUACAAUUGGACCAAAGGUCACAAUGGCAUCCUUGCCGACGAGAUGGGGUUGGGCAAGACAGUUCAGACGGUUGCUUUCAUGAGCUGGCUUCGCCACGACCGGCAUCAGCACGGCCCCUUCUUGGUUGUGGUUCCCCUCUCGACUGUCCCUUCGUGGGCCGAGACGUUUGAUAACUGGGCACCGGACAUGAAUUACCUCAUCUAUACGGGGUCUCAGGGUGCACGGAAUAUCAUCCGAGAACACGAGUUCUACGUCGAUGGGAACCCAAAGAAGCCCAAGUUCAACUGCGUGGUUACGACCUACGAGUAUGUUAUCAACGACUGGGCCAACUUGAUGCCAAUCCGGUGGCAGUUUAUGGCGGUUGACGAAGCUCACCGGCUGAAGAACAAGGAGUCAUCGCUGUACGACAAAUUGAAUCUCUUCAAAGCAACCAGUCGGUUGUUGAUUACCGGUACGCCUCUUCAGAACAACCUGAAAGAGCUGGGCGCUCUGGUUGACUUCUUGAUGCCCGGGAGGAUCGACAUCGAUUAUGAUGUCGACCUGCAGUCCGUCGAUGCUGCGAAGCAGAUCGAGGCACUGCAGCAGACCCUCAAGCCAUACAUGUUGCGGCGGGUCAAGAAGUCGGUCGAGAAGUCCUUGCCUUCCAAGUCGGAGAAGAUUAUUCGGGUGGAGUUGUCUGACCUCCAGACCGAAUACUACAAGAACAUCAUCACCCGCAACUAUGCGGCGCUGAAUGCUGGCGGGAACGGGCAUCAACAGUCACUGUUGAACAUCGUGAUGGAGCUGAAGAAGGCCAGCAACCACCCGUUCAUGUUCGCGUCGGCAGAGGAGAGGGUCCUCUCGGCGAAUGCUACGAGAGAGGAGACCCUUAGGGCUCUCGUCAUGAGCAGUGGAAAGAUGGUCCUUCUGGACCAGCUACUUACCAAGCUCAAGGCCGAUAACCAUCGUGUACUGAUCUUCAGUCAGAUGGUUCAGAUGUUGGAUAUUCUUGCCGACUAUCUGAACCUGAAGGGGUACACACAUCAGCGAUUGGACGGUACGAUCCCCGCUGCGGCCAGGCGUAUUUCGAUUGACCAUUUCAAUUCGCCUGGGAGCCCGGACUUCUGCUUCCUCCUCAGUACCCGGGCUGGAGGACUUGGCAUCAAUUUGAUGACCGCCGACACGGUUAUCCUCUUCGACAGUGACUGGAACCCUCAGGCCGAUCUCCAGGCAAUGGCUCGCGCUCAUCGUAUCGGCCAGAAGAACCACGUCAUGGUUUAUCGAUUGGUGUCCAAAGACACCAUCGAAGAGGAGAUAUUGGAGCGCGCGCGCAACAAGAUGAUCCUUGAGCACCUUGUCAUCUCGUUGGGAGUGACCGACAAGGGUAUAGUGGACCGAGUCAAGGACGGGAAGUCCGAUAAGAUCCCUUCGUCGGAGCUUUCGGCAAUCCUCAAAGCCCGAGCAUCGAAGAUGUUCGAGGCCACAGACAACCAGAAGAAGCUGGAGGAACUGAAGAUCGACGAUAUCCUGAGCACUGCCGAGGACCACAUCACUCAAGCGGACACCGGGCUCGGGGGCGAAGGUGGUGACGAAUUCUUGAAGCAGUUCGCGGUCACGGAUUUCAAAGCCGAUGUCUCCUGGGAUGACAUCAUUCCCAAGGAAGAACUGGAGGCACUACGGGCGCAGGAGAAGAGCAAAGAGGAAGAAGACUUUCUCAACGAGCAGAUCGAGAUGAGCUCGGGCCGCAAGCGCAAACCGGUCGCAGACGGGGAGCAGGGGGGCCGAACGGCAAAGAGACGAGCGAAAGAGCUUUCUGCACGGAUGACCGACAGCGACGACGAACCGGAAUUCGAUCCCGGCCAGCCCUUGAAUGUUCGCGAGAUUCGAAAUCUAUACAGGUCGUACACCCGUUACGGGCUGCUUGACGACUGUUGGAGCGAGAUUCUCAAGGACGCGGGGCUGGAGGGACGAGAUCCGGAGAUGAUCAGAGCUACCAUCCAUGACUGGAUUCGCUUGAGUGAAGAGGCCAUCCAAAUGCAUCGAUCCACCCUGGGAGAUGCCGGCAAGAAGGAGAAGAAGGCUGUUCUCUUCGACUACAAGGGCGCGAAGAAGCUCAAUGCCGAGACGAUCCUGAUCAGACCAGAGGAGCUGAAGAUCCUGAAGCGGGCUGUCGACGCUUGGGACGAUCGCACGAAGUUCCGCAUCAAUGAUGUCAAGCCAGUACACAACUGGUCUUGUGAGUGGGGAACCCGGGAGGAUUCAAUGCUCUGUGUUGGCAUUGUCAAGCACGGGUAUGGUGCGUGGACGGCAAUCCGUGACGAUCCGGAGCUUGCAAUGCACAACAAGUUCUUCCUCGAGGAGCACCGUGUUGACAAGAAAGUGGAGCGAGGAAACGCAGAAUCCCAGGCCAAGUCACCUGGCGCCGUCCACUUGGUUCGCCGAGCAGACUACCUGCUUGGUGUCUUGAAGGAGCGUGUGGAGAUGGGCUUGAGCCGUGCGAGAAAGUCACCGUCAGAUGCCUACCGCCACCUGAAGCGCAACGGGGGCACGUCCUCCGCCUCACCGGCACCGCGAAUUAAGAAGACGAAGUCCAAGGGAAGAGAUGCCCCCACCGACUCCCGCCGGCCACGAGAUAAGAUCCGUGAGCCGAAGAAGAAACGUCGGCACGAAGAGGACGACGGAAGCAAGGUGGUCCGGAAGAAGCGUCGCCCAUCGAUGGAACAGGAUAGUCCGCGCUUGGAAGUUCGGGGGAAGCCUGCAGCGUCGCCAGCGAAUGGCACGCCUACUUCCAGGCCAUCCCACCUCCGGAAAGACGGUUCUACCCAGAACCUAGAUGAGACGUCUCGCGAUCUGACGAGGAACGAGAAGUUGGCAGUUACCAAACUGCGCAGCUCUCCCGAGGUCAAGCACAGUCUUGACGUCCUGUCCGGGGCGAUGAAGGACAAGGACAAGACCCGCCGGAGCCAGGGCUUGAUGGAAUGCGUCUCCACGGUAGGAAACUACAUAGCCCAGCAUUCGAAGAAGGGCUCUCCCGAGUACGAAGAUCUCUGGUACGUUUUUUGGAGGUUUCACUGGACUUCCCAGAAGAACCCAUGGACGGCACUGGAGACCUUCUACUCGAAGAUUGCCAGCUCGAAGGCGGAGAAGAAAUGA